AUGGAGCGCAGUUACGCCUCUCCCAGUGACAAUUCGUCUGCCGAGGAGGAGGACCCCGACUGCGAGGAGGAGCAGUGCUCUCUGAGCUCAGCAAGCGACUCAGGAGGCUGCAAGAGAAAGAGGCCCCGGGUGGCUGGGAGUGGCGGCACAGGUGGCAGUGCAGGCGGCUGUGGCAAAAAGCCACUCCCGGCCAAGGGAUCGGCCGCAGAGUGCAAGCAGUCGCAGCGGAACGCAGCCAACGCCCGAGAGCGCGCUCGGAUGCGUGUGCUGAGCAAAGCCUUCUCCAGGCUGAAGACUAGCCUGCCCUGGGUACCCCCUGACACCAAGCUCUCCAAACUGGACACCCUGCGACUCGCUUCCAGUUACAUCGCACACCUGCGGCAGUUGCUGCAGGAAGAUCGCUAUGAAAACGGCUACGUGCACCCGGUGAACCUGACGUGGCCAUUCGUGGUCUCGGGACGACCUGACUCUGACACGAAAGAAGUUUCCGCAGCCAGCAGAUUAUGUGGAACCACUGCUUAGAGAGGACUGGAACUCACUUGAUGGGAUUAUUUGUUAAGCGCAAGUGUUUUGGAGCCGCGGAAAGACGGGAGAGAGUGAGAGGACACUAGAGAAUGGGCACAAGGUCCCAUAGGAUUUUCCUGGAC
Messenger RNA from Ictidomys tridecemlineatus (thirteen-lined ground squirrel), 647 nucleotides. It is a transcript of the gene Msc, whose product is annotated as musculin. Gene Ontology annotation, biological process: skeletal muscle tissue development; regulation of transcription by RNA polymerase II. Gene Ontology annotation, molecular function: RNA polymerase II transcription regulatory region sequence-specific DNA binding; protein dimerization activity; DNA-binding transcription factor activity, RNA polymerase II-specific. The record is from RefSeq and is a predicted model, not a curated record. NCBI's taxonomy places the organism in Eukaryota, Metazoa, Chordata, Mammalia, Rodentia, Sciuridae.